This is a messenger RNA of Zingiber officinale, 3290 nucleotides long. RefSeq names its product B3 domain-containing protein Os07g0563300-like. Bases 226 to 2919 code for a protein of 897 amino acids. NCBI's taxonomy places the organism in Eukaryota, Viridiplantae, Streptophyta, Magnoliopsida, Zingiberales, Zingiberaceae. The record is from RefSeq and is a predicted model, not a curated record. Gene Ontology annotation, molecular function: DNA binding; zinc ion binding. The transcript is spliced from 15 exons.
CAUUCUUCUACUCUCGCUCGCUCGCACGCACUCCAAUUCAUUCGCCUCUUCCCUUGCAGCUCGCGCGGCUCUCCUUCGAUCGAAGUCGCCCAAUCCCCUCGCAGCUCUCCUCCCCGCUUCCAGCUCUCAUGGCGUCCGACUCAAGCAACUGCUUCUCCGGAUUGCGAGCUCGAGCGUAGGGUUUCGGCUUCUAAUCCGGCCGCUUCCUCCAUUUUUCUCGUUUACAUGUCUUCGCCUUCUUCGGCGUCUGUAGCGGCGCCAGCGGUCAAGAUCUGCUUCAACACACACUGUAAGGAGUCCGUAUCGGACCAUCAGCCGCCUCGGAGGAGGGGAUGGCGCCUUCGCUCUGGAGAGAUCGCCGAGCUUUGCGACCGCUGCUCGUACAGCCUCUAUAUCUCGUCCACUCUACUACUUCAUAUUUGGUUUUCCAGUGAGCCACCGCGGAGCGUCGGUUGUUUCUUUCCAUCUACUUUUCGUAUAUCUGUUCAUUUAUUAUUUUACGAUGACGUGCUUUCUAAAUUGGGUGUUCUAUUUGUUACCCAAAAAUGGAGUUCUAUUAUUGCGACAUGUUUGAGAUCCGCGUUUGAGCAAGGGACUUUCUGCGAGACGUUUCAUGCCGAUGAUUCUGGUUGGAGGAACUGUGAGACGUGCGUCAAGCGACUGCAUUGUGGGUGUAUCGUGUCAGCUCAGACUUAUGUUUUUCUUGAUGCUGGAGGAGUUGAAUGCAUCGCAUGCGCUAGGAAAUCUCUUACAAUGGCACCAAAUCAAAUAUCAUCUUCUCUUGUGCUUAUGCAACAGCAUGUACCUGAAAGGAGAGAUUCACCUGCUAAAACCUGGAGAUCAAUUGCUACUCCAUUGUCUGGUCAGUGGCGUCAAGCUCCACAUAUGUGGAAUAUGACAAUGCAGUCUGAUUUGCAACAAAGACUAUCAUAUGAAUUUGACAGACCUAGUAGCAUUGAGAAGUUGGCACCUGGAGGACGCCAUUCUAUUUCAGCACAUGAAAAGAAAUUUGAGCCCGAGAGAAAAAUUGCUACCAACCUUAACAACAUCUCACGAGAUAAAUACACUCACGGGAAUACAGGAGAAAAUGAUCCUAUGUCUAUAAGGAAAUCAGUAAGUGCAGACCCUUGUUCUACCAGUUCCUUAGUUAACUUUGAAGCAAAGCCAAAUUCAUCUAUCAAGUUGCAACAAUUACCUGUUUCAAAAGAAAACUCGUCUCUGCUUAUUGGUCUUCCAGCAUCCUUUUCAUCAUCAAAUGGAGUCAAAGAUCCAAUGAAUCUUUCACCAAACCAACCACCAGCACAAGUAACUACUCCAUUAUCAAAGCAGUUUUACCCUCAACGUAUGAAUGAAGCUGAAUUGCAAGUUCAAAUGCGCAAUGGAAGAACUCGAGUUGAUACCUAUCCACGGACACAAUUGCUUCCUCGAUAUUGGCCUAGGAUAACAAAUCAAGAGAUGAAACAAAUAUCUGGCGAUCCACAAUCCUCCAUCACUCCCUUGUUUGAAAAGAUGUUAAGCGCUAGCGAUGCCGGGCGGAUUGGACGACUGGUGCUUCCAAAGAAAUGUGCAGAGGCAUACUUCCCUGCGAUUUCUCAGCCAGAAGGACUUCCUUUAAAAGUUCAGGAUGCAAGUGGAAAGGAUUGGGUAUUCCAAUUUCGAUUUUGGCCUAACAACAACAGUAGGAUGUAUGUGUUGGAGGGGGUUACACCUUGCAUUCAGGCAAUGCAACUGCAAGCAGGUGACACAGUUACAUUUAGUAGGAUAGAUCCAGAAGGAAAGUUGGUCAUGGGAUUUAGAAAGGCUUCUAACAGCUCUAUUGAACAGGAUCCUGAAACACAUAAAUCUAGCAGCGAAAUCUCACCACCACCAGAAGCAGAUCAGAUCACCUCACUUAUACAAAAGGAUGGAUCUACCACCAAGUUAUUGCAGGUUCCUAGCAAAAGAAAAGCCAAAACUCUUGGCUCUAAGAGUUACCGCCUACGUAUUGAAAAUGAGGAAUCCAUGGAAUUGAAACUGACAUGGGAAGAGGCUCAAAAGUUGCUCCGCCCGGCUCCCAAUUCUUCUCCUAGUAUUGUUGUUAUCGAAGGCCAUGAAUUUGAGGAAUAUGAGGAAGCACCUGUACUAGGGAAGAAGACAUACCUUACCUCAGAUCAAGCUGGUGAAAGUCACCAAUGGGUUCGAUGUGAAGAAUGUUUGAAGUGGCGCAAAGUGCCAGUGGAUGCACUACUUCUAUUCAGGUGGACUUGCUUGGAAAAUGUUUGGGAUCCUGAAAGGUCAUCUUGUUCUUCUGCUCAAGAAUUGAGUUUGGAGCAGAUAGCAGACAUGGUCUCCUGUAAAUCAGGUGUUUUGAAAAAGGGGAAGGCGAAAGCAGAAAGAGACAGCGUCGAAGUGUCAGACGGGCUUGAUACCCUUGCAAACCUCGCUAUUCUUGGUUACACUAAAAGCCUCCAAAAAUCUUCCCAACCAACAACAAGACAUCCCCGGCAUAAGCCUGGCUGCACUUGCAUUGUCUGUAUCCAGCCUCCCAGUGGCAAGGGCCCCAAGCACAAGCCACACUGCACAUGCAACGUCUGCCUCACUGUGAAACGCAGGUUCAGAACGCUCGAGUUAAGGCGCGAAAAGCGUCAGUCGGAGAAGGCAUCCGAGACACCAGCAAAGCAGAAGUCACCCAUCCUGCCAUCACCACUUUUGUCACCACAACCAGGGAGUAUGGAUGUUACACCAACCGGUCCGAUCGAUGAGGUUGCCACUCAGAAGGUAGAUACGUCGAGCGUCGAUAUGGUAGUCGACGAAGCAUCUGAUCACAGAACGACAUCUGCGUCCCCUCUCAAAACACGCCAGAUUGAUUUGAACAUCCAACCAGAGAGGGAGGAAGAACCAUUGACACAACAUCAAAGUGUGACACUGGUACCCUACUGAACCUGUAACUUUCGGAGAAUCCGGAAGUUCAUCAGAGACCAGCGAUCAUAGUGAGAAAGGGUCUGUAUCCGUCAGACAGAGUGCAUAUCAACGUGGGCCGCUGAUCAAUUGGCAGUUGGGAUUGAAUCAAGCUCGAUCCUGCUGACUGAACAGUCCAAAGGGCCUUCCUAAAAUACUACGUGCAGAAUCCAAAGUAACUCCGCUAAAGUGAGAAGCCCAUUUGGGCAACAUCACCUUUUGCUUGAUCGCCAAUUUUAUAACUAUCUGUACAGUCAUUAAUUAUGCAAAGGACACUAACGUAUCCAUAGGCCUUCCUUGCAAGGAUAGGUUUAUUAUGAUCCUAAUUAAUCAAGUCAUUUAUAUUUAUUUUA